UUUAUAGUUGUUUACUUUGUGUCUUGAACACGGAUUGCUCUUUUAAUUGAAACAUGGUGAUUUUGUAUUAAACUUCAAACGGAAAACUCAUUCUAGGAGGUUGUUAAAUACCAAUACCGGCACAAAUGGACAUGGAAGACGCCGACGAUGCUAUGGAAAUAGACGACCCUAUCCCAGUCACGCCUAUAAUUGAAAGAAGGGCUGACUUUGCAGAUAUCGAGAAAAAUAUUGAGAUAAUGAACCUUAAAAGUAGUUGUAAUGCUGCGAGCAUUGUAAUUCUGGAUGAUGACGAUGACGAGACAAUUAGAAAAGAGCCGGGACCGGUAAAAGAAAUAAUUGAUUUGGUAGAAAAGCCAAAAUGUACUCGAUGUGUGAAUACAAACUGCAAGGGAAACAAUUCAAAUGUCAUCUUUGCUCCAGAUUUUUCAUUGUCUUAUUUUCGUGUAAAGAAGUCCAAAAGUGGUAAGGAAGAGAUUUGUAUGGAUUGCUACCUUCAGGCAGUCCAUGAUAAUGAUAAACUGGCCACUGCUCUCACAGAAGGCAACCUCCUUUUUGAUAUCGAUUUUCCAAUCGUCAAUGAAACUCUUCAGAUUGAUGAUUCAGAUGAAGAAGACAAUCCAAACAGUGAAAUGGAAUAUAUGUCUGAUGAAAAUUUUAAAUUUAUCAGUGAUAACAUAGAAAAUAUCUUGCUGGAGACCAUUGACAAAUUUGAUGUCAAAAAUCAAAUAGAUAAAGAACGGGCAUUUUUGACUCAGAGAGCCAAACAAGUUGAAGCUGAUUGUGAAGAACUAGAGACCAAAGUCAAAGAUGUGAGAACUUGUUUAGAUAAGAUCCAGAUUGAUUUAUACAAUCAAUUUAGACCAGACUUGAGGAUGUUAAAGGGCAUUAGUAUUAUGGAUGAUUAUACAGUAAGCCCCAUAAUUCAAAUACGAGCAGAAAUCACUCCCAAUCUGGAGAUGCAGAGAAAAAGUACCCGUCUGCACAAUUCUAAGGAUGAAUUAGGCAGCCCUCUCACUAAAACACCCAUUAAAACUGAAGUUGAAAUUCCAAAAGAUUUACCCAUCAAUUCAUUGCUCGAUAAACCUCUACCCCAAAUUGACUCGAUCUACUACAUUACGAGAAAAAACAACAGUCAGGCAUCGUGGAUAAAGGCCCGGCUGCAGCAAGUGAUUCCGCCAAAUACAAAUUAUAACGGCCAGGUUUGGCCUGCGACCACUUACAGACUUGUCGAGUUGAAACAGCAACGAGAAAGACUAUUGAGUGGGAAAGAUGUUGCUUAUAUGACGGCUUGUAAGUCUCGUUUAGCGGUAGGUACGAGAGUUAUAUCCGUUUUCAAAGAUUCAAACCAACUGGUUGAAGCGAAACAACCUAAAAGUGAUCCAUAUUAUGCGGGAAUUGUAGGAGAACAUCCUGUUGAAUCUAAUAAAUACAGAUAUUUAAUAUUUUUCGAUAUUGGUUACUCCCAGUACGUUUCGCACUCUGGCAUCAAUCUCGUAUUCGAGGCGAGCGCGAACGUGUGGGAAGACAUGCCCGCAGAUCAGAGACCCUUCAUUAAAAAAUACUUGGAGAGUCAAGACAGACCAAUGGUAAAACUGUUGAAGCACCAAACCGUCAGGGUAGAAUACAACGCCAAGUGGUGGCCCUGUGCGGUAAUCAAUGUGGAUUGCUCGCUCGUUCAGGUGCGUUUCAGUUCUUUGAAGAGGACCGAAUGGAUAUAUAGGGGUUCGACUCGGUUGAAUCCGAUGUUUAGGGAGGAACAAGCGGCCACGAACCGCCACACCGGUUUGAGGGGACGAAAAAUUGGACACAAUGAAUCGGCUUCGGUUGUGCAAUACACUCGGAACACAGAUUUUAUCCAAAACAGUCAAUCUCCCACAGAGAAUAAUAGUUCUACAGUCAGGGCGGUAGCCCGAAAGAGCACCGCGCAACCCCACGCCAACGCGGCUCCCAACGUUGUACCGUUCUUACCUCCUGUAAAUAAGACUCCCGCAAAUGUCACCGGACCAACGAGCAAAAUUAUGUACUUUACGCCGAGGGAUCAGCAAGUGACAAAGCGCGAGUACAGGCCUCACGAAUGUUCGCCAGCUUGCAAAGCGUAUCUCACCCAUAACUUUACGAAGUUGCGCGGCCACAAUCCUUUGUCCAAGCCUUUGCUGUGCGGAUGGGCCCGAAUGACUUUGAAAGAUAGGGGUAGGAAGGAGAUCAUUUAUAAGGCACCGUGCGGACGCAUGAUCAGGGAUAUCGGCGAAAUUCACUACUAUCUGCGCGUGACCGAAAGCGAGAUGACAGUGGACUUGUUCGAUUUCAAUCACAUGGUGCGAUGUUUGGCCGAGUUUAGCGUCGAAUGCACUCCUGACCCGAAAGACUUGUCGAAAGGAUUGGAACAGGUGCCGAUUCCGGUGAUAAACGGCUUCAACAACGAUAUGCUAGAUUUUUGCAACUACUCUAUCAAGAGAGUUCCCAUGGAGGGAGUGCAUAUGAACCUGAACCAAGACUUUUUGUGCGGAUGCGAUUGCGAUGACGAUUGCGUCGACAAGCUGAAAUGUUCCUGCUGGAAAUUAACCCUAGAAGGGUUGAAAUAUUUGGGAAAAGAUAUCGAUCCUAUAUCUGUCGGAUACAUAUACAGGCGGUUGCAGGAGCAAGUGAUCACGGGUAUUUAUGAAUGUAAUCCCAGAUGUAAAUGCGGACCUACGUGUCUGAAUCGUGUUGCCCAGAACCCAAUGACACUGAAAUUACAAGUGUUCAAAACUCACAACCGAGGGUGGGGUAUUAGGUGUCUGAACGACAUCCCUCAAGGUACUUUUAUAUGUAUCUACGCCGGUACCCUCCACACCGAACAAAUGGCCAACGAAGAUGGUAUCCAGUAUGGCGACGAGUAUUUCGCCGAGCUGGAUUAUAUUGAGACAGUUGAGAAAUUCAAACAAGAUUACGAAGAGGAAGCAUACGAAGAGGAAGAGGAAACUACUAGAGAAAAAAGUAAAAGUCCCCCUCCGGAAGACGACGACCCGGACGGAACUCCCGUGAAACCGUUUGGAAUAAAAGCCCGUAGAAACAAUUACCUGGAGGAUAACGAUUUUUCGCCUGGCAGCGCAGCUAUUCCCAAAUCUAACGCGGAUACAAUCCGGUCGAGAUUGAGAAAGAGGAAGGACGAAGAGGAAAAGAAGGAAGAGAAAAAGGAACCUCAGGUUAAGGUUAAGCCAGAUCCGGAUAGAAACGUCAAAGCCAUUAUCGAAAGUGUCACAGACAAUAUCGAUACAGUUACUAUAAGCGAUGACGAAGACGAGGGAAGAGAGGUACUCAGUUUCAACCCAAAAGCGAAUACCGAUUUAGAUGAUAGAGGUUUAAAGUACAUAUCGGUUAGAGAAUUGUUUGGACCGGGUGAAAAAGAGAAUAUAUAUAUCAUGGACGCGAAGAACGCUGGCAAUAUCGGACGCUUUCUGAAUCACUCGUGUUCGCCCAACGUCUUUGUUCAAAAUGUUUUCGUCGAUACUCACGAUCUAAGGUUCCCUUGGGUCGCGUUUUUCUCAUCGCAGUUUAUUCGUGCUGGCACAGAACUCACCUGGAACUAUAAUUACGAUAUCGGCAGUGUACCGGGUAGGGUGCUCUACUGCCAUUGCGCCUCGUUGGAAUGCAAGGGCAGAUUAUUGUAAUUUUUCAAGAUUUAGGAAUAUUUUAUUUAUUUUGGCGUUAAGUAAUUUUUAUUUUAUCGAAAUAAAAAAAAUUGUAAAAUAAGUUCAUUAACGUUUAUGAUAAAAAUUAAAUGUGGCCAUCUUGAGCGAAUUUAGCAAUUUUAAAUAUUUGUAUGAAGAAAAAACGAAUCGAGUAAAAUCAGACCGAUCCUCUUUUUUUCUUGGGUGGUGUUUUAUUGUCAACACUACGUCAGUGAGUAUUCUUGGAAAAUCUUUUUUUUUAAUUGCGGGGCAAAAAAUUGGCCAUGGAAAUGUGAUAUUUUCAAACCUUUUGGAAACAAAUUUAUAUUUAAUUGUUUUGUACAGUAAAAGUGUGUAGUAAAAAACAAACUGUACAUAUUAUUUUGCGGCAUCAAACUGAAAUUGGGUAAUUCCAUAGUCUCACGAUAAACUUUAAAUCUACAAGUUUGUCACCCCCAGUGGAGGUAUCGGUCGAAGUUAAUCAGUUUACACACUCUUGUCCUUAGGUGUAAAUGAUCGCGUAUAUGUUCCAAAUAGCAAAUCAUAGCAAAAAUAUUCCACUAUAAUUUGUUAUUGGUUUUACCUACCCAAGAAAGGAAAAUUUCGGAUAAAAUAAAAAAAAUCAAUUUUGAUUGGUUAAAAGCUUCUGAUAUAUGAGUAUGUUUAGAAGAAAAAAAAUGACGCCAGAGGUUGGUGUGUAAAAUUUAACGGCAUGCGUGGAACUAUCUCUAUCUUUAUAAAAAUGUCCCAGCAGUGUGAGGCUCAUCAAUCUUAUCUAAUAUAAACGGUGUAUGAAAUUAAGUGCGCAGUAUUUCUAUCUUUUUUGUUAUUAGAGAUACGCGGUCAGUUAAAUUAACAUCGUAGUACUUUUCACGCUGAUUAGGAUAUAGAAUGCAGAA
Messenger RNA from Cylas formicarius (sweet potato weevil), 4549 nucleotides. It is a transcript of the gene egg, whose product is annotated as histone-lysine N-methyltransferase eggless. NCBI's taxonomy places the organism in Eukaryota, Metazoa, Arthropoda, Insecta, Coleoptera, Brentidae. The record is from RefSeq and is a predicted model, not a curated record. The coding region runs from base 126 to 3650 and encodes 1174 amino acids. Gene Ontology annotation, molecular function: DNA binding; histone H3K9 methyltransferase activity; protein binding. Gene Ontology annotation, cellular component: nucleus. The transcript is spliced from 18 exons. Gene Ontology annotation, biological process: negative regulation of gene expression; heterochromatin organization.